Messenger RNA from Miscanthus lutarioriparius, 306 nucleotides. Lineage: Eukaryota; Viridiplantae; Streptophyta; Magnoliopsida; Poales; Poaceae. The record is from the annotation of a GenBank genome assembly.
AUGGGGGCUCGAGCUGCGGCGCGGCGGCUGCUGCUGCUCAUGCUCCUUCUCCAAUGGGCUGGUACAAUAGCGCUGUUGACGACGUCCUUCUUCCUCGGCGACGUCUCCGCCAGUCUGCAUGCAGGUGAUUGCUUAAUUUGCCGCGGUCGUUGCCGACAAGACAAGAUCAAGAACGGGCAUCACGGUGCGAAGGCAGACAUUGGGACGGCAGCUUGGAGUCCGCCGCCUCCGCCAUGGCCUCGUAGUAGUAGAAGUCGAAGUGCGACCUGCUGCCGGGGUACAGGUCGCUGGCGCCCUGGAUGCUAA